AUGGCUGUCGAGCCUCCUGAGACAGGCGGCGAGACCGUCCAGGUACUCGAGCAAAUCUGUUACGAGCUUAUAUGUUUGCCCCUCGAGCAAACCCAGCCCGACCACUAUGCGCACGUAGGCUCCCGAACGAUCGCCGCCCUAGCCGUAACAGCCCGCCUCUUCCUCGAGCCUGCAUUGGACGUCUUAUGGCGCGCCAUCCCUGACAUCGCCGUCCUGUUCUUCGCACUGGACAAGGAGAUAUACUCUCAGAGACGAGUGGCGAGGCGGGGGCACUCGGAAUCUCAGCUAGAGCGGUUCUUUGCCUAUGCUCAGCGGGUUCGAGCAAUCAAUUUCGACGCGCACGUCUCGACUUGCACACGCUGGAUCAGCGCCGUCCCAGAAGCAUACGACAAGCUGGCAGCAAUUCUGGGCUCUCGCGCUCUCCUGCCCAACUUGGAGAUAAUCAACUUCAAACAUACCGAGCUCACAUCUCAGGAGGUUUUCCGGACCUUCCAUAUUCUUUUCGGACCUAAACUCGGAGUGGUGCGGAUCUUAGGCGGCCGCGCCUACGAUGAUCCCUACAAUAUACGAAGGUCAAAACCUAUCACGGCCAAGGACGACGAGGCCUUUGCGCAAAUGCUGAAGAAGCUCACGGACCUCAAGCCCCAGCUGCAAGCGCUCAUCAUCGAGAGAAGGCCCUGCAGCACUGCGAUGACUGCUUCUUUGCAGGGUGCUGUGUGCGCGCUGAACCAUCUUGUGUCGCUGAAGCUAUCCUACUGCAACUUUUGUGUCACCCCUGCCUCUUUCAAACACCUGGCUGGACUACCGACCUUGCGCGAGCUCGACUGCGAAGUGAACGACUCGGAGGACUGGGCGAACGGUCUCGCCUCACUCGCUCGUAUCGACGACGCCCAGCACAAGCUUUUUCCGGUCCUCUGCGAGCUGCUGCUCAAAGCGUCGACAUUGGCGCUGCCCGCUGGUCUCCUACGCCAUGUCGGGUCGCCGUAUCUCACCGAAUUGACGAUCAUUGCUGCGGGAGCUGUCCCGCGGCCCGAGGUCGACCUGCUACUCAAAACCGUUGCGGGCCUGCGGGGCGCAAAGACCAUCACCGAAUUUCGCGUGAUCGCGCAUCGAGUUGAGCCUUCCGCCUUCACGGUCGGCGCAGCGCCGCCAGACCCCGCGCCCGCACGUCUGAGGCCCAUAGGCAACACGACGCUGGAGCCACUACUCGCUCUGUCUGCGGUAAUGGACCUCGCAUUAGAGAUCCUUUGCCCGUUCGACAUCAACGACAUGCUUCUAAGCAGGUUCGGCGCCGUCUGGGGACCGAGACUCCGUUUCCUUAAGCUAGGCCUCGACGCCCAGGCCGGUUUCUCCAGCUGGCCUCUGCUCACCGAGGGCGAUUUCCUGGAGGGCGGCGCCCCAUGGGACGGAGCCGGGGAGAAGCGACGCAUUCUUCGCCACAACCGGGUAGGUGGCGGACUGGAGGACUGCGCAGACGUAUGGCACAAGCCCCGCGUGACGCUCUUUGGGCUGCUCAUGCUCGCGCGGAACUGCCCCGAGGAGGCCGUCUUCCAGUUCGAGCUCAACGCGAACCUCCGCGCCGUCAGCCCUGCGCUCUUGGAAGCCCUCCCGAAGUGGGCGUGCAGUGCAUAUGUCCCUCCUGUUAUCAGUGGGCUCUACGUGGGGCUGUCUCCGAUCGAGGACCCUUACGCGGUCGCCUCGUUCCUCUCCUGCUUCGUGUCUGGAAUCGACUGCCUACGGAGUGGCUGGUUGGAGAUGAUGGAUCAUAAUGACAUUCGCAACGACAACGGAGUCGAUGAAGACGAGGACGGCGACCGUGAUGAUCUCGAGUGGUCGUCUGUCGCGCGGAUCUACCACAAGCGGUGGCGGAUGGUCCAGCGCCUGAUCCCGCUGUUCGCGGAGGGCACCUGUUUGAGUUUCAUAGAUGAGGCUAACACUAUUACAUCAACGAUCACUGGUGCUACUUGA
Messenger RNA from Trametes versicolor FP-101664 SS1, 1968 nucleotides. RefSeq lists its product as uncharacterized. The record is from RefSeq and is a predicted model, not a curated record. Bases 1 to 1968 code for a protein of 655 amino acids. NCBI's taxonomy places the organism in Eukaryota, Fungi, Basidiomycota, Agaricomycetes, Polyporales, Polyporaceae. The transcript is spliced from 4 exons.